GCAAUUCUCCUCAAGCCACUCUUCCUCUCCCACGCACAAAAACCAUACAGAAUCGAAUCACGAUACACAAAUAUAUAUAUAUAUUAUAUGUAUAUGUAUCUGUAUAUGUGUAUAUAUACGUACACACAAUAGGCAGCUGGUCCGAUUGGGUAUUUUUACAGGGGAGAGUGUAAAGAAUGAGGAAUAAUGGAGAUCUGGAGAGGGGCAAGGCCGGCGGCGGUAGGAAUCAGAGCUAUCCGGCGGCGGCGCCGCCGCAGGCCUACUACGCGGCGAGUAGAGGCGGAGGCGGUUAUGACAUGGAGUAUUCGGACAGCCACUGGACUUCGUGGCUGGUUCCGAUGAUUGUCGUCGCCAACGUCGCUAUGUUUGUGGUGAUCAUGUUCGUCAAUAAUUGUCCGAAGAAUCACGACGGCCUCCGUGGAGAUUGCGUCGCUAGAUUCCUCGGCCGCCUCUCCUUUCAGCCCCUCCGAGAAAACCCCCUUUUCGGACCCUCCUCCUCCACGCUAGAGAAAAUGGGAGCACUCGAAUGGGAUAAAGUCGUGCACGGGAAUCAGGCAUGGCGGCUUAUUACCUGCAUUUGGCUUCAUGCCGGCAUUAUCCAUCUGCUCGCCAACAUGCUCAGCUUGGUGUUCAUCGGAAUCCGCCUCGAGCAGCAAUUUGGAUUCGUGCGGGUAGGUGUGAUUUAUAUUUUGUCCGGAAUUGGCGGGAGUGUCGUUUCGUGUCUUUUUAUUCAGAGGAGUAUUUCGGUUGGAGCUUCUGGAGCCCUCUUUGGACUCCUCGGAGCAAUGCUGUCGGAGUUACUCACCAACUGGAGUAUAUAUACAAACAAGGCUGCGGCGUUGAUCACCUUAAUUGUGAUCAUCGUGAUCAACUUGGCUGUCGGAAUUCUCCCACACGUGGACAACUUUGCGCACAUCGGAGGGUUCCUGUCCGGAUUCCUCCUCGGAUUUAUACUGCUGGUCCGGCCACAGUACGGUUGGUUGGAAAGCCGGCACCGUCCUGCCGAUACCCGCCUUAAAUCGAAGUACACCGUUUACCAAUACGUUCUAUGGAUUGUUGCGAUGGUUCUGGUGAUCAUCGGAUUCACGGUGGGAUUGGUGAUGCUGUUUAGGGGGGAGAAUGCGAACGACAAAUGCAGCUGGUGUCAUUAUUUGAGCUGUGUCCCGACGUCGAGAUGGAGCUGCAACAACUGAUUUUAGGACUUCAUCGGCGACGGCGAUGAUCGUACGGCUCCGGUUGUCGGAUUGUUGUAUAUCUUUUAUUUUGUUUUUUUUGAUCCUUGCUGACUGAUUGUUUAUAGAAAUAUUAUUAUUAUUAUUAUUAUUAUUAUUACUGGUUUGCUGGUGUUAUUUCUAUGCAUAUUUGGGCGAUAUUCGUUUUAUGUGUAUAUGCUUUUAUGUGUACGUA
This is a messenger RNA of Andrographis paniculata, 1407 nucleotides long. Its product is annotated as RHOMBOID-like protein 2. The transcript is spliced from 5 exons. The record is from RefSeq and is a predicted model, not a curated record. The coding region runs from base 177 to 1193 and encodes 338 amino acids. Gene Ontology annotation, biological process: proteolysis. Gene Ontology annotation, cellular component: membrane. NCBI's taxonomy places the organism in Eukaryota, Viridiplantae, Streptophyta, Magnoliopsida, Lamiales, Acanthaceae. Gene Ontology annotation, molecular function: serine-type endopeptidase activity.